Monodelphis domestica (gray short-tailed opossum) is the source of this 4249-nucleotide messenger RNA. It is a transcript of the gene GPR173, whose product is annotated as G protein-coupled receptor 173. Gene Ontology annotation, biological process: G protein-coupled receptor signaling pathway. Gene Ontology annotation, cellular component: plasma membrane. The record is from RefSeq and is a predicted model, not a curated record. NCBI's taxonomy places the organism in Eukaryota, Metazoa, Chordata, Mammalia, Didelphimorphia, Didelphidae. Gene Ontology annotation, molecular function: gonadotropin-releasing hormone receptor activity.
UCCCCUCCCCCCUCGCGUCUGGUUCCUCGGGCCUCAGGUUCGGUAGGCUGCCUUCCUUUGUCCCGGUGGGGGCGGGGGCCCCCACCCCCUUCCCUCCUUUGGUUGUCUCUGCCCCUGUCCUCAUCUUUAUGGCCUCAUCCUGGCCGCCUGUGGGUGCCCGGGGCUCCCUCGGGGCACUCUCCCCUCCCCAAAUGCCCUUCGUCUCCGCUCCCUGCCUGCGCCCACCUGUUCCUCGGCUUCCCCAGCGUGGCCCCGAACGUGCUCCCCGCCUCCUCCGCCCCCCAAAAUGGAGUCGUGCCGAAAGAAAGUGUUGGUCAUUGGCGCCUCCCCCCUCCCUGCCCCCGCCCCCGUGCUAUUCCGUGGCUCCUGCUUGCUCGCUUGCUCGCUCGCCCGCCCGCCCGUCCUCCCCGGCGGUUCUCAGGGACUGGGGAUGCGCAGGCGGUGGCGCGGGGCCGGAGGGCAGCUGUUUUCUUCGCCGCCGCCGCCGCCGCCGGCCGCCCGGCUGACCUCGGGUCUGAGGAGGGGCGCAUGUGCUCAGGCAGGAAGAGCCAUGGUGGCCCCCAGGAGCUUCUGAUCCCCAGCCCCAACUCUCCCUGCCCAGCCCUCCCAGCGGCACGAUGCCUAACGCCACUGGGCCAGACGACCUGAGCGGCAGUGGGGCCACUCUGCCUCCCGCAGCCGCCUCCACCUCCAUCAAGUUGGUUCUCUUGGGGGCCAUUAUCUGCAUCAGCCUGGUGGGCAAUGCGCUUCUCUCCCUGCUGGUCCUCAGGGAGCGGGCCUUGCACAAGGCUCCCUACUACUUCCUGUUGGACCUCUGUCUGGCUGAUGGUGUGAGGGCAGCCGUGUGCUUCCCCUUUGUGCUGGCCUCCAUCCGCCACGGCUCGGCCUGGACCUACAGUGCGCUCAGCUGCAAGGUGGUGGCCUUCAUGGCGGUCCUCUUCUGCUUCCAUGCGGCCUUUAUGCUGUUCUGCAUCAGUGUCACCCGCUAUAUGGCUGUGGCCCACCACCGCUUCUAUGCCAAACGCAUGACCCUGUGGACCAGUGCAGCGGUCAUCUGCAUGGCGUGGACCCUCUCGGUGGCCAUGGCCUUCCCGCCAGUCUUUGAUGUGGGCACCUACAAGUUCAUCCGGGAAGAGGACCAGUGCAUCUUCGAGCACCGCUACUUCAAGGCCAACGAUACCCUGGGUUUCAUGCUCAUGCUGGCUGCGCUCAUGGCUGCCACCCACGCUGUAUACGGGAAGCUGCUCCUCUUUGAGUACCGCCACCGCAAGAUGCGCCCCGUUCAGACUGUCCCCGCGGUGAGUCAGAACUGGACGUUUCACGGGCCUGGUGCCACAGGCCAGGCUGCGGCAAACUGGAUAGCUGGCUUUGGUCGAGGCCCCCUGCCUCCCACCCUGCUGGGCAUCCGGCAGGCCACUGGAGGAGGAGGAGGCCACGCAGCCAGCCGGCGCCUCCUAGGCAUGGAGGAGUUCCGUGGGGAGAAGGAGCUGGGCCGUAUGUUCUAUGCCAUCACUCUGCUGUUCCUGCUGCUUUGGUCUCCCUAUAUUGUGGCCUGCUACUGGCGAGUUUUUGUGAAGGCUUGCGCUGUGCCUCACCGCUACUUAGCCACCGCUGUCUGGAUGAGCUUUACGCAGGCUGGAGUCAACCCCAUUGUCUGCUUCCUCCUCAACAAGGACCUCAAGAAGUGCCUGAGGACUCAUGCCCCUUGCUGGGGGGCCGGAGGCCCCCCGGCCCCCCCGGAGCCUUACUGCAUCAUGUAAAAGCAGACCCACAGAUGUAGGGAGAAGGGGCGGGAGGAAGACAGAAAGGGAACAAGAAGGCAGAUGAAUGAGGAGAAGGGAGCCAAAAAGAAUGAGUGCAAAUUAUGAUUGGGAGUAUGGAGGGUGGAAAUCCAGGAGUGGCUCCCUAAACUUACCUGAUUCUCUGUGCUCCAUCCAAUGGCACUGAUCCACUCCCGGGCCUCUCUGGCCUGUCUCUGUCCCCAGAAGCUCCCAGGGGAGUAGGGAGAAGGUGUUUCUGAUUCUAGGGACCUACACACACACACACACACACACACACACACACACACACACACACACACGCACACGCACACGCACACGCACACAUGCACACCCCAGACUGGUUUUUCCUUUUUUAAAAGACAAACAAAAACAAAAAAAAAUCCACCAAAAACAAAGGAGAAGAAACAAAAACAAACCAAGAACAACUGGAAACAAAAGAAAGCAGAAACAAAGGCCCAACUGGCUUUUCUGUCUUUACCUGUGAAUGUGCUGGGUUUGCCUUUCCUUUCAUUCAUCUCUGUAGGCUUCACUAUCUCCAGAGGGAAAUUGUUAGGUACCACAUACUCCCUCUGGCCCAAACCCAAUAACCACUAAGACUUUAGUAGUGAAUGUCUCCCCCCACCCAAGUGGGCAAAGGGAGGGUGACACGCAGCCACCAAUGCUAGAGCCCCAUCCAAGGCCUAGCCCCAGGCCUCAGGCCACAGAUCACAGAUCGGGCCCAAGAGGCAGAGGGGGAACAGGAAAACCUCUCGGAGAUGCCACAAAGGAUGGCUUUUAGGCUCGGUCACACCUCUUCCCACGUUCUGUUCCCACUGGGAAUUCCAAUUUUUGCCCCCCUGUUGGGGCAUGGGGGUGGCCCAGGACCAACAUCCCCCCACUGCCAGCCCCCCAAGAAUGCCUCCUUGGGGACAGGCUAGGCCAUUUCCUCCUCCUGUCAUGGUAGGAGUCUUACGUCCCUGGUUCUCCAGGGGCUUUUCGGGAGUCCCAAUGGUCCUUAGACCCCACCUCUUCCCCAUUGAGGUCUGUUUUUCAUCCUCAGCCUUCUUUUUUGGAAGCUGCCCAGCCCCAAGAGAACUUCCAAGCUAAUCAUAGCUGGGGAGUUACAUGGGUGUCAGUAGUCCCAGAACCUCUAGGGAUGGCUACUUCCCCUUCUCCCCUUCUUGGGGCCUCCCUCCUUCCAUUCUUCUUGGCCUCCCUCUUUCUUAAUCCCAAGUCUCCUACUUCACUGACCUGGCUCAGUGUGUCUCAGGGACCCUCCUUCCUUCCCUAAGAACAUACCUCUCUGGAGGUGCCCCACUGUGGGCCUCCUCUCUCCCUCUCUUGCUGUCUGUCUCUGUGUCUGUUUGUCUCUGUCUCUGUCUCUCCCCCACCCCACCCCCCAUAAUCCCUGGAAGGCACCAAAGGCUCGAGUUGGGGUCAGUGGCCACCAGGGACUGAUUCCCCCUGCAUCAGAGAGUUGACUCCAGACUAUCUGGCCUUCACCUCGGGUGGCCCUAGAGGAACCACCACCCAAAGGCAGGUGUACAGUAAGGGGUGGGCUCCAAGGCAGCCAGCAGAGAGGUGAGCUAGCUAGGGCUAGGGAAGCUCUCCUGGAGGAGGUGUUCCUGGGAUAGGAGUCUAGGAAGGCCUCUAGAGCUGGGGGUAUGUUUUAGGGCCCCGGAGAGGAAUUAGGGGGGAGGGACUUUAAUGCCAAGACUAAAUCAGGGUCAUCAUUUGAUCCUGUGACCCCUGGGAAGCCCUUUAGGGCCCAGGGCAGAGGAGGGAUGCCCAAGAAGCCUGGAGAGCAGCCCUGGGUGAGAAACCUGGGCAAGCUGGGCUCUGAGCUGUCCCCAAGUCCUCAUGGAGGGGACGUGCCCCUUCAUCUCCCCCUUAGAGAUGGGGAAUGCAUUUGGUGCGUGUGCCCUGUAUCGGCCCUGCCCAGUCCUGUCUACCAGCUGAGCUGGGUCGGGACCUCCCUAGGCAAGGCCUCACAGAGAGCUGCUUGCUCCUGAGCCCUCGCCCGCUUACCCACCCACCUGCCUGCCUGCCUACCUACUUACUGGUUGGUUGGCCAACCACUCCCUCCAGUUCUGCUCAUUGUGCAGGUGCUUUGGGGGCACGAGCAGGAACAGGAAGUAGAGGGAAAUGGGGAGCAGGAAGGCAGGUGGGGCCCAGAGGGAGGCCAAAUAAGGGAGCCUUCUUCGGAUUUGGGCCAGGCCAGGCUUGGCCCCAUCCCAGGCCGGGGAUUUUAAAGAAGUCUCAGGCCGGGGUUGGCAGAGGCAGCUUCCUCAGGGAGGCAGCCUGGGCUCCCUCCCAUGGGAGGAGGCCCCAGGAACCCUCACCUCCCAGUCUGGGAGGGACCUAUAAGGCCCAAGGGCAGGUGGGCCCACACGGCAGGCAGGCUGCCUUCCUCUCAUGGGGCCUGGUUGUUCCUGCCAGGGUUUUUUUGUAAAUCAAUAUCCUGAAGUCAAUAAAAUCUCUCAGCCUUG